Messenger RNA from Iphiclides podalirius (scarce swallowtail), 1509 nucleotides. The record is from the annotation of a GenBank genome assembly. NCBI's taxonomy places the organism in Eukaryota, Metazoa, Arthropoda, Insecta, Lepidoptera, Papilionidae.
AUGAGCAGUAGUCACUCGCCUACGCAUCGACGCUACUUAACUGAACCAAUCCUAAGCUACGGCGUUCGCUGCGAGACUCAGUGCCCGCCGGGGCUGUUCGGCGAGCGGUGCUCGGAGCGCUGCCCGUGCGCGAACAAUUCGUCGUGCGACGCGGCGACGGGCCGCUGCCAGUGCGCGGCCGGCUGGAGCGGGCCGCGCUGCGAGCUGCCCUGCGAGCCGGGCCGCUACGGCGCCGGCUGCGCGCAGAUGUGCCCAGAGCCGCCGGACGGCAACACUACUUGCGACCCGGUGACUGGCAAGUACGCGUGCCCCAGCGGCUACACGGGCGUCACCUGCGAGUACCCCUGCCCGCUCGGCACGUACGGCGUGAACUGCGAGCAGAAGUGCAACUGCAAGAAUGGCGCCGACUGCCACCACGUCACCGGCGAGUGCCAGUGCCUGCCCGGCUGGCGGGGCGCGCAGUGCGGCGAGGCGUGCCCCAGCAGCUGGUGGGGCGCGGGCUGCUCGCAGCCGUGCCGCUGCGCGCGCGGCGCCGCCUGCCGCCCCAACGACGGCUACUGCCGCUGCCCGCCCGGCUACACGGGCGUCUACUGCACGGAGUUCUGUCCGGAGGGCUACUUCGGCGACCACUGCAUGGAGCCUUGCAACUGCCCGUCGAACGGAAAUUGGGUGUGCGACCCCGUAAAGGGCUGCGUCUGCCAUCGCGGCUACAUCGGCGAGCACUGCGACAUAAACGCCAGCGACGCCAUCCACAUCGACCAGGCUGCUGCAGGCUCAUCUAACGCGGGCCUGACGACGGUGAUGGUGAUAAUGGCACUGCUCUGCGCCGCCGCCGCCGUCCUGGUUCUGCUCUACUACAGGAAGCGGGUGCGCAAUCUCAAGCGGGAGAUAGCGCACGUCCACUACACGGCCGACCCCAACCAGCAGCCGGAACAACAACAUUUCGACAACCCUGUGUACUCGUUCCAAGGUUCGACACGUGGCGACGACAGUGCCACCCUACUGAAUAACGCCACACAAAUAUUCAACAAUUUGGGCUCCGGCAGCAAACUGAACAACGCAACCUUGGAAAAGUUGAGAAUGACUGCCACAAGUUCCAAUGACAGCUAUGAUCCCUUCUCUUCUUUGAAAAAUAAAGACGCGGAUGCAACCAACCCUAAUCUCUAUCACUGCAUCGAUGACGACAAACUGGAUCAUGUAUACGACGAGAUCAAGCACAAGGAAGGAUAUGAAAGGGAGUAUGAUCAUUUGAACUACACGCCGCCAGCGAACACGUGGAAACCGCACUACCAGAGGAUGAACAAUGGAGUAACGCCUGCUGAGACGCAAGCGCAAGGCGAUUUUCUACCGCGCAACGAUACACCCACGCCCCCAAUACCUCCCUUGCCCAAAUUGAACAUCACCCCUAUCCCACCGAAGAGGGAGGAGGAACUUCUAGAUGUUCCCGUCCCUCCUAAAAGAGAAGAAGGGGCGUCCAGCAUCAGCGAUGACGAGGAAGUUGUCACCCCC